Molecule: messenger RNA, 2637 nt
Organism: Monosiga brevicollis MX1
Lineage: Eukaryota; Choanoflagellata; Craspedida; Salpingoecidae
Exons: 3
Coding region: 1-2637 (878 amino acids)
Biological process (GO): protein ubiquitination
Cellular component (GO): endoplasmic reticulum
Molecular function (GO): ubiquitin-protein transferase activity
Source: RefSeq, a predicted model, not a curated record
AUGGCUCAGCAUGGCGCUGGUGAGCUGGGGUCGGUCUGGGCCAGCGGCUGGUGGCACGGGUGGCGCAUGCGCCUGAUCAACACCACAGAGCACGUGCUUUCGCAACUCGUUGCGGCCAUGUCUUUGCUUCGUACAGAUGAGUUGGAGACGCUCAUGUUGGACACUUACGAGGGAGAUGUGAUCCACGACUGGUGCUCGAGCCUCCUCCUCUCCGCCAGUGCCAGCCAUGGGACGCGCGUGCCCGUCUCCAUCACCGUCUUGCAGUACGCGGAUCGGAGCGUGGCUCGCCGCGCAGCCUGUCUUCUAUUUGCCUGUGGCUUGCCGUUUCGCUACCACAAUGCCACAUUUGUGUUUGCGCGCCAUCACCACGACGCGAUUAACCACCUGAGCGACCUAACCGCUCGCUUGGCCCUGAAUCCUUCGGUCGAGCUGCAGGCGACGCUCAUGCAGGAGCUCUGGCCGGACGUGUCAGGUUCAAUGCAGCCGUUUCGAUACGCUCAGCGCUGGUGCUUUACGAUUCAACAUCUGGCUCGCCAUAUUUGCGCAGCGCUGCGGAACGCGGACAUGGGCCUUCGCCUCUUUAUCCGCUACGCCCGAGCUGUGGCGGAUCAAUGCUUGAGCCACAGCGAACGCGGGCGGAUUCUUUGGGAUGCCAGCCUCCAGGCAGCUGCGAAUGGCGCUUCCGAUAUGGCCGAGGAUAUCUUGCUCCUGCUCGUCCGCCGGACGCAAGGCCUGUCCAUGUUUGCCGAGGCCCAGUUCGAAGGCCUCCAAGCCAUCUACGAGCUGUUGGUCGUGCUUGGCGCCGAGGCCCCGACCCUGGUCGCUGCAAGCACGCAACACAGGCUCGCCGAAUGGUUGUGCAGCCUGGCCGGCACACUCAAAAUCAACGCAGAGCAGCAAACCAUCGAGCCGCAACAUUUCACACAGUGCGCUCGCAUGUUUGCUCUCACCUUUGCCGAGGCUCUUUUCAAAUUUCGCGCCGUCAUGGUGCAGCUGGGAUCCUCGAUCGAGUUUGGUCAGCACUUGGCUUGGCUUCUUGUCCACGAGGGCGGCACGCCCGACACUCGCAAAUGGAUCGAUUUUGCGCUACGUGAAAUUGCGCAUGCGCAAAUCGAGUUGGACGCCUUCGCCCGCAACGCUGAGGCUCCCAGUCUGGUGCGUGGUCUGCGCCAGUACAUGGCCGACUGGCUUGCCCGUCAACCGGCUCUGGCCAAAGAUGCGACUUUUGAUGCCGCCUACUGCCUCAUGUAUCGCUUGCACGAGUUUCGCACCGAGGCUCAUGAUCGAGGCUUUGGAAGCAAUGUCCGCGCCACAGCCGCCGAAUUUGAUCGCGCCGAGGACCCGUUGGACCAGCGCGAGCAGGUUGUGCGGCUCAAUUGGCUCGAUUCCCACGGAUCGCCCCCGGUCGUCUGCAUUGCCUCCAGCGGCACACCCCACAAACUAGAGCACGCCAUAACGCUUGUUGAGCGCGGCGCCCCUUGGGUGACCACCCUUUCCUUUCCCGGUCCCAUUUGCCACCGUGUGCAAUCGGAGUUUUUACAAGAGCGCGAGCCACUCGUUUCGCAGUUGGCGUUGGCAGCUAUUCGCAUCUGCCGCUUCUCAGGCUCUGCUAAUCUGAAUCAACUCCUCAGCGCCCGCGAGGCCGUGAUUAGCCAGCUGCGCAGCACGUUUGCAGCAGCACUGCAAGCGAGCGAUGGCUACUUGGAACAGCUGGCCGCAAGCAGUACCUUUGACCUGGAGGCAAUUGGUGUCGAGCCCGAUGGUGAGUGCAGCGUGUGUCUCAGCCGCUUUGACGGUCGCGAUGACGACGAGAUUGAAGCUGGAACCACCAUUGGUAAUGAGAAAGACAACGAGUGCGACAACGACGACAAUGACGAGGGGCCAGUGGCAUCUGAAAACUCGCAGGUGGCGGAGCAGGAGCAGGAGCAGGAGCAAGAAUCGCAACCGCAGCCGAGCGAUGCCCCUUCCAAUACAACAGGCACACAUCGCGCAGCACAGCUCGUGGCUCGCCUGCCAUGUUCCCACGCGUUUCACCUAGAGUGUGUCACAGGCUUUAUGCGACUCAAUCGCACGUGCUGUCCAUUUUGUAAUACACCCGUCAAGGCCGAGGCACCUCCGCUUCCCCCACGUCCUACAACCAGACAUCAUGCAGGGCCUGCCCUGAUUCUCAAUUGGCUCAACGAGUUGUGGGCGGACAACGCAGAACGCUCCGGCUGGCCCUGUGCUGACCAGAUCGCCUUUUGCUAUCGGGCGCUAGCCAACCUGAGUUACUCCAUGCCUGCCUACGCAGUGCCCUUGCUUAUGUACAUUGGAGAAAUGAAGCCGGCAGAGUUUGAGCGAUUGGUGCAUGACAUGCGUCAAGCCCCGGUGCAAGUCCGCUACGCGGUUGCGUGCUGCUGUGGAUCUUUUCUCGACUUGCUGCGCCUCUCAAUGACGACCAAAGUCCUCUUUCGGUGCCUGGAGCUGGCUCUGGCCACGUGCAAUCCGCCGUAUCCAGUGCCGGAGAGCGUGACCACUUGUCUUGACUCCUUGGUGCAGAAAAUUCUUUCGUUUCCGAAUGAAGCGGGGCUACCGGCGCAGCUGCAGGCUAGUGUGGAUGCGUUUAAAGCACGCCAGGCAGGUGAUGGCUCCUCAUAG